AGGCUGCUCCAGACAUCAAAAGGAAAUUACAAAGAGUGGAGAGGCUGGGAGAGAAGAGCCUGCAGGACUUAAUAAUAGUAGCAGAAAGAGUUUACAAUAAUAGAGAAAGCCCGGAGGAGCAACAGACUAAGCGACCGGCAGACCCGAAAUCUGGCUAAGAUCCUACUGGCUACAACCGUGGAUGACCCACAGGAAAAACGGAGGUACCUCAAGAAGCUGACUUCAAAACAGGUAAGGAGGAUGGCUCUGGUCCCCGACAGGAGCGCCCUAAACUAAACAAAAACCAAUGUGCUUAUUGCAAGGAAGAGGGCCACUGGGUGAAAGACUGCCCUAACAAAAGAUCUAAGGCCCCUGCCAAGAUAUUGGAGAUGGAGGACCUGGACGACUAGGGGAGUCGGGGUUCGGUACCCCUCCCCGAGCCCAGGGUAACUCUCAGAGUGGAGGGGCAACCAGUUGAAUUUCUAGUGGACACUGGGGCACAACAUUCGGUCUUACUACAACCCCAGGAGAAAUUGGCAAGCAAGACCUCAUGGGUGCAAGGGGCCACGGGGGCCAAACAGUACUCAUGGACUACCUGAAGAACUGUGGACCUAGGCAUGGGCCGGGUAUCCCACUCCUUCAUGGUCAUCCCUGAAUGUCCCUACCCGUUGUUAGGUCGGGACUUGCUCACCAAGAUGGGGGCACAAAUUUGCUUCCACCCUGGAGGGGCAAAAAUCCUAGACAAAGAAGGGCAACCGAUUCAGGUGCUUGUCCUGAGUUUGGAAGACGAAUAUCGUCUCCACCAGACGCCCCCAGUUCAAUUAACUGACAUUGACUGUUGGCUACAGGAAUUUCCUCAGGCAUGGGCAGAAACUGGGGGAAUUGGGCUGGCCCGACACCAACCGGCUAUAUACAUAGAACUAAAACCGGGGGCAGACCCUGUCAGGGUCUGCCAAUACCCCAUGCCUCUCGUGGUGCGAACGGGAAUCACGCCCCACAUACAGCGACUACUAGACUCAGGCAUAUUAAGGCUCUGCCAAUCGGUAUGGAACACUCCCUUGCUGCCGGUGCGAAAACCGCACUCUAACGAUUACAGGCCAGUCCAGGACUUAAGGGAAGUCAACCGGCGAGUAAUGGAUGUGCACCCCACGGUCCCAAACCCAUACACCCUCCUCUCCACCUUGCCUCCAGACAAAAAUUGGUAUACGGUAUUAAAAAGAUGCCUUUUUCAGCCUGCCUUUAGCACCCAAGAGCCAAGACCUUUUUGCUUUUGAAUGGACGGACCCCGAGAAAGGCAUCAAUGGCCAACUCACCUGGACUUGACUACCACAAGGAUUCAAAAACUUACCAACCAUCUUCGAUGAGGCCUUACACGAAGACUUGGGUGAGUUCCGUUCUGAGCACCCUCAUUUGACCUUAUUGCAAUAUGUAGAUGAUACCCUGCUGGCGGCGGAGGACCAGGACACUUGCCUGCGAGGCACCAAGGACUUACUCCAGACUAUAGCAGCUCUAGGAUACCAGGCCUCAGCCAAAAAGGCCCAAAUCUGCAGAGCAGAGGUGAGCUACCUGGGGUACAAAUUAAAGGAUGGACAAAGAUGGUUGACAGAUACGCAGAAGGAAACCGUCCUAAGGAUCCCACAGCUGCAAACCGUCCGUCAGGUACGUGAAUUCCUGGGGUCGGCAGGGUUCUGUCGACUAUGGAUUCUGGGUUUUGCCGAGAUGGCCAGAUCCCUCUAUGACGCUACCAGGCACCAACAAAAUUUUGAAUGGACAGAGGCCAUGAACAAGGCCUUUAAUGACCUUAAACAGGCCUUGCUGUCUGCCUCGGCUCUCGGGUUGCCUGACCUAACCAAGCCCUUCUACCUGUAUGUAGACAAGAAAGACAGGGUGGCAAAAGGGGUCCUUGUCCAGUACAUAGGUCCCUGGAAAAGACCCAUAGCUUAUCUCUCUAAAAAGCUGGACACGGUGGCCGCUGGAUGGCCCCCAUGCUUAAAAAUUAUUGCCGCGGUGGCCACUAUGGUCAAGGACGCAGACAAGAUAGCCAUGGGGCAAAAACUAUAUGCUACCACCCCACAUGCUAUUGAAGGGGUACUCAAACAGCCCCCAGACCGCUGGAUCAGCAAUGCUCGUCUGACCCAUUAUCAGAGCCUACUGCUAAACCCCACCAGAAUUUUAUUCAAGCCACCUACAACCCUGAAUCCGGCAACACUACUCCCUAACUCAGACUGGGACCCCCCUCUGCAUAACUGUCAAGAGAUUUUGGCACAGGUGCACGGAGUCAGGGCUGAUCUCCGGGACCAGCCACUGCCGAACGUGGACGCCACCUGGUAUAUGGACGGCAGCAGUUUUGUCAGAGAAGGAAUCAGAUACGCGGGGGCAGCCAUAACCACAGAGAUGGAGAUCAUCUGGGCAGAGCCAUUGGCAGCCGGAACAUCGGCUCAACGGGCAGAACUGAUUGCCCUGGCCGAGGCACUAACCAUGGGAGAAGGUAAACGAAUAAACAUUUACACUGACAGCAGGUACGCCUUUGCCACCGCUCAUAUCCACGGAGCCCUUUACAGAGAGAGAGGGCUUCUGACAGCAGAGGCAAAGACUAUUAAAAACAAAACAGAGACUCUUGAACUCCUAAGGGCCCUCUGGCUGCCCAAGGCACUAGCUAUCAUCCAUUGUCCAGGACACCAAAAAGCAGACACACCACUAGCCAGGGGAAACUGGCUAGCCGACUCAAAAGCAAAGGAGGCAGCCCUUUUGGUGACUCAGGUUUUAACAACCAUGCUACCCGAUCCAGGGGCACUGACCCUGCCGGACACCCCCAACUAUACUGGCACUGACUUACAAUGGAUUAAACGCUUGCCUAUGACCCAAUGCUUGCAUGGCUGGUGGAGGGCCACAGACUCCAGCAUCAUCCUGCCAGAGGAACUAGGAUGACAAGUCCUAUCCAAAAUGCAUCGGAGUACUCCUACGGGAACAAGAAAGAUGGAAGACCUCAUACGACAUGCUAAGAUCAUUAUUAAAGACUCUCGAGCAAAGAUCAAGCAGAUUGUGGCAAGCUGUCAUGCAUGCCAGCUAACCAACGCCACCACCCAUGGGUCUAACCCCAGAACCCAACUCAGGGGAGACCGCCCAGGAACAUACUGGGAAGUAGAUUUCACUGAGGUAAGGCCUGGAAAGUAUGGGUUCAAGUACUUGCUAGUUUUCGUAGAUACCUUUUCAGGGUGGACAGAGGCAUUCCCCACCAAGCACAAAACGGCGCAAACCGUGACCAAAAAGCUGCUGGAGGACAUUCUGCCAAGGUCUGGAUUUCCUGCCAGGAUCGGAUCCGACAAUGGACCGGGGUUCAUUUCUAAGAGCCCAUGAGCGGGUGUGGCCUAAGCUGAGGGCCCUCUACGAGACCGGGCCGCCUCCUGACCCCCAUCAGUAUCGACCAGGCGAUUGGGUGUACGUGCGGAGGCACCAACAGCAGACGCUCUAACCUUGCUGGAAAAGACCCUACAUUGUGAUCCUGACCACGCCCACCGCUCUCGAGGUCAACGGAAUAACUCCCUGGGUCCACUACACCCACGUCCGGCCAGCUGAUUCACACGCCGUCCUCAAGGACUUUGUUCCGGAAUGGAAGAGUCAGCCCGACAAGGACAAUCCCUUAAAGCUAAGCCUGCGUCGCUCCCACUUACCGCGCUAAUAUUACUUGCGCUGUAUCCCCUCGCGGCUAAACCCAACCCCAAACCACUUAAUCUAACCUGGCAAAUCAUCACCCCAAGCUCUAAUCAGGUAGUAACCCAGCUGUCCGAGCUACACCCUAGAGGGACCUGGUGGCCUAAUCUGACUAUUGACUUGUGUGAACUAUUCAGUCAGGACCCCUGGCACCAAGGCAGAAUAGGAAUACCAGGAUGUGGCACCGAGAGGGCCAAGAUGGCCCUCCAAGAUACCUGUUUUUAUGUGUGUCCGGCCCCCUCUCAGUCUGACCAUAAUAAGGCCUCCAAAUGCGGUGGCUGGACAGACUACUUCUGCAAAACAUGGGGUUGCGAACAAACUGGGACAUGCAAUUGGCUGUCACAAAACCCAUCCGGCCUCAUAAAAAUGCAACUGAAUACUACGCACCCCUCAUGCUCGGAACGCCCUUACUGUAAUCCAGUCACCAUUUCCUUCACGGAGACCGGGAAACAAGAAACAAAUUGGGGGGUAGGACUUCUGUGGGGACUCCGGCUUCACCAAAGCGGGUAUGAUAACGGAGUCCUAUUCAUGAUCAGACAACUAGAGAAACCGAAAGGUCAAGGGAAACCCUUGGGAUAGGUCCCAACACUGUGCUAGUACCUCCUCAACCUCAGGCAACACCUGCAGCACACCCUCUGAAUCUUGCCCACAACACCUCCGGUGGUGGCACCCCAGUCCCGACUCUCCUCUCCCCUCUCCUCCCCCUCGACCCUUCUCAGCACCCUCUUUGGGCCCUGAUGUCCAAGGCUUACAAAUUCCUCAACGCAACUAAGCCCAAUCUUACCCGAUCCUGCUGGCUGUGCUAUGACGUCCGCCCCCCCUUCUAUGAGGGUAUUGCAAUAAUGGGUCAAUGUAACACAACCACGGACCCUAAUGCUUGCAGGUGGAACCCAAAGCCUGGUAGUAAAGGCCUCACCUUGCAGUCCGUGUUCGGCCAGGGACUCUGUAUAGGCACUCCACACCACCACCAGGCUCUGUGCAACAUUACACAGCCUACAAAUAAUACAGGGUAUUAUCUACCGCCCCAAGACAGUUGGUGGGCUUGUUCUGAGGGUUUAACUCCCUGUGCUCAUGGUCAGGUUAUAAACAGAACUGGGGGCUUCUGUGUGCUGGCUCAGCUACUCCCUAGAAUCAUCUACCAUUCAGAUGAGCAGGUACUUCAGUGGAAGGGCGCAGAUACCCACGGGCGAAAUAAAAGGGAGCCCAUCUCCGCUAUCACCAUCACCUCCCUACUGGGAAUUGGAUUGGCUGGCGCAGGGACGGGUAUUGCCUCACUAGCCACCCAGGCCUCCCACUACAGUAGCCUUAGAGCUGCCAUUGAUAUGGACCUAGAACGCAUAGAAACCUCCAUUUCCCACCUCCAAGAAUCCCUAAUGUCUUUGUCUGAACUGGUGCUCCGAAAUAGGAGGGGAUUAGACCUAGUUUUUCUACAACGAGGAGUCUGCGCUGCCCUGAACGAAGAGUGCUUUUUCUACACUGACCACUCAGAGAGAGAUAGUACGAGAAUCAAUGGCUAAGGUAAGGGAAGGAUUAGCCAAGCGAAAAUGAGAGCGAGAGCAGCAACAGGGAUGGUUUGAAUCAUGGUUCAAUCAUUCUCCCUGGCUGACUACCUUAUUGUCCUCCCUAGCCGGUCCCCUGAUCAUCCUUCUCCUCCUUCUGACCUUUGGGCCCUGCCUCAUUAAUAGACUAGUGGCUUUUGUCAGGGACCUAGUCAACACAGUUCAACUCAUGGUACUCAGGCAACAGUACCAACCACUGACUCUCUCGACAGAAACCCAGAACCCAUGAUUGGGACCUGCAUAGUAUCCUCUGAAAAAGGGGGGAAUGUGGGACCCAAGGAAUUUAACAAAAAUCCCCUACCCCUGGACAAGCAGGCAAGACUAACUCCAUUUUGUGCUACACCCACCAUGUCAUGUGUAACCCCCACAUGACCUACUUAUUGCUUAAGACACUCCCCCACCCUAGUCAAGCCGCUGAGCACACCCUUACUGGAAACCGGCUCAUAUAGGAAUGCAGAACCCCUAACCGCCAAAGAAUGUAAACUCCGCCUUUUGCCCGCCAAACUUGCGCGCCAAUUCUGACCAGUGAUGGUUUAGUUCAGUUACUGUAGGGUAAAUUGUAAUUCAAUUGGCCACCUGCAUGUGGACUGACAAGACUAUGCAACUUUCUGUGUGUGUUACAAUCUCAUUGGCCACUGGCCCCUAUAAAACUGCUACGCCUUUUAACCUAGGGGUCCAAGUCCCUGCCCCUCUGUGUCGGGUAUACUUGGGCCCAAGCUCGAGCUUGCAAAUAAACCCUCGUGCGUUUG
Messenger RNA from Acinonyx jubatus (cheetah), 5998 nucleotides. RefSeq lists its product as uncharacterized. Bases 1699 to 2907 code for a protein of 402 amino acids. NCBI's taxonomy places the organism in Eukaryota, Metazoa, Chordata, Mammalia, Carnivora, Felidae. The transcript has 2 exons. The record is from RefSeq and is a predicted model, not a curated record. Gene Ontology annotation, molecular function: RNA-DNA hybrid ribonuclease activity; nucleic acid binding.